AUGCUCGCCCAGUCUCUCCUCGUGCUCGCUUCGGCGGCCCUGAGCUACGCCUCCCCCGUCACAUGCCGAGCCCCCAUGCCCGAUCCCGUCCUGCCCUCCACCGGCGGUGCAACUGAACUGCCCCCCGUCCCUUCAAACCUCGAGCUCAAAGUCAUCGCCCUCGGCCUCGGCAUCCAAAACUACUCGUGCCCUUCCGUCGGCGCCUCCUCCGCCGCCUCCACCGGCGCCCUCGCCAUGUUCUACGACAUCAGCGCCCUCUACCCAGACUCGGGCCCGCGCGCCCUCUCCCUCGAAAAGUUCAACCAGCUGCCCGCCUUUGCGCUCAACCACCACGCCGUGCCCCUCAACUUCAACGACUCCAGCGACGGCCGCGUCACCGCCGAAGGCCCCGGCGCUGUCCUCUCCCGGCCCUUCACCCGUGCCGCGCCGCUGGAUCUCGGCGAGGAAUUCGGCAAGCUGCCCUUUCUGGGACACCACUUCUUCAACACGGACGGCGCCCCGACGUUUGUUCUCGCCAGGGGCAAGUUCAACGUCGUCGCCGCCAAGAAGGCCUCCGUUCCGGCGCCGGGGAGCGCCGACCCGGGGCCUGCGGGCACCGGGGCCGUGGCCUGGCUCGCGCUCGAUGCGAAUCAGAACUCGCGUGGCGCGACGCUCGUGUAUCGCGUUGAGACGGCCGGAGGGAAUUCCCAUGGCUGCUCCAAGGCUGCUGGGCAGGAUAGCACGAGCUAUGCUGCUCAGUACUGGUUCUAUGGACCAAAGGCAUAA
Trichoderma reesei QM6a is the source of this 765-nucleotide messenger RNA. RefSeq lists its product as uncharacterized. The record is from RefSeq and is a predicted model, not a curated record. The transcript has 2 exons. Lineage: Eukaryota; Fungi; Ascomycota; Sordariomycetes; Hypocreales; Hypocreaceae. Bases 1 to 765 code for a protein of 254 amino acids.